Molecule: messenger RNA, 1775 nt
Organism: Tupaia belangeri chinensis (Chinese tree shrew)
Lineage: Eukaryota; Metazoa; Chordata; Mammalia; Scandentia; Tupaiidae
Gene: LRRN4CL
Product: LRRN4 C-terminal like
Exons: 2
Coding region: 535-1236 (233 amino acids)
Molecular function (GO): protein binding
Source: RefSeq, a predicted model, not a curated record
GAUACAUCAUUCUCGCCUCUGCACCACUCCCUUUCUCUGUCCGUUGGGAGGCAGAAGACAGGAAAUGACUGCCCUAGAUGUGGUAUGAUUCUUACUGAACACUUCGUAUCUCAGACCCCCUGCUAUCCACAGCUGUUUUCCUCUCUAAUACCAGCCAGGUGGCCAUCUCCUCUCCCAUGUUCCCUUCCCCUUCACAUGACUUCAGCCUUUGGAUUCUCAGCGCCUGGCUGCCUUCCACAUUCCACUCCCCUUCCAGAACCCAGGCAUCCUGGCCUCCAGCUGCAACCGCUGCAUGUAUCUUUCCCCAUCCCUGGCCUCGUGACUCAGGCCCUCUGAAGAAACCAGCCUUCUUGGCAUGUACUGAGGAGGGGGAGAGGAGGGAGGCUAGGCGGUGACAUCACAGUUGAGGGGUAUAAAAGCUUCUGGGCAAAACAAGAUUGAAAUUGAAGAUCCAACCUUACCGCACAGUCUGCGAUCCUGGGGACCCCUCAGCCUGACAGAUUUCUGCUGCACUAAGGCCUGCUUACUGACUCCAUGCUGGGCUCUCCCUGUCUUCUGGGGCUCCUGGCCUUGACCUUCUCCUUGGUUCUCAAAGCUCAGCCCUUGGCACCUCAAGGCUUUGAGGAAGAAGAGGAGACUGUGUGGCCACCUUUGCCUGCUGUCCCCUGUGACUACGACCGCUGCCGCCACCUGCAGGUGCCCUGCCGGGAGCUGCAGAAGGCAGGGCCGGCGUCCUGCCUGUGCCCUGGGCUCUCUAGCCCUGCCCAGCCGCCUGACCCGCCGCGCCUGGGAGAAGUUCGCAUUGUGGCAGAGGAGGGCCGGGCUGUGGUCCACUGGUGUGCCCCCUCCUCCCCUGUCCACGACUAUUGGCUGUUACUUUGGGAAGGCAAGGAGCCUCCGCAGAAGGGGCCUCCCCUCAACGCCACAGUCCGCAGAGCAGAACUUACAGGACUGAAGCCUGGGGGUGCCUAUGUCGUUUGCGUGGUGGCGGCUAACGAGGCCGGGGAAAGCCUUGUACCGGAGGAGGGUGGGGAAGACCCCGAAGGGGCAGGUCUCUCUGCUUUUGGGCCUUGUGGCCGACUGACUGUGCCACCCAGACCCCUCACUUUGGUCUACGCAGCCGUGGGAGUGGGUACAGCCCUGGCUGUGCUGAGCUGUUCUGCCCUGGUCUGGCACUUCUGUCUGCGCGAUCGCUGGGGCUGCCCACGCCGACACCGGGCCGCGGGGGUGCUAUGAAGGGGUCUGGAGCAUCUCGGGCACAACCAAGCCCCACCUGGAGCAUCCGGCCUGACUCCUGGGGAGAAGUGGGUGGCCCUCCACCUGCAGCCAGCCCCAGGCGCUUGGAACACAGCUUGGUUUUCUGGACUGAGCUUAUCUGAGUCCCAGACUUACUGCUUUGUGCCUGUGCUGCUGUCCAGGAAAGAGUAGAGAGGUUAUGCAAUUUUUUUCCCUAAUAACUAAUUUAGGCUUUGCGGAUUCAGGAGGAUAAAAUUGAGGAUAUUUUGGGGCCGGCAAGUGGCGUGGUGGUUAGGGACGCGGGACUCCUCAUGGCCGAUAGCCGUUGAGUCCCAGACCUAGUGGCUUGCUCUUUCACACUCUCUCUCUCUCUCUCUCUCUCUCGUUCUUCCCUUCUCUGGUCAAAUGAAAGGAAAUGAAUAAAGUUAAAUAAAAUAAUUCUUAAAAAAGAGGAUAUCUUGUAGGUCCUUAUAUAACUAUUUAAAAUGUAACCUUGGGGCAUGGUGGCGCCCACCCUAUGGGGGGGAAAAAAAAAUCUA